Messenger RNA from Olea europaea var. sylvestris, 411 nucleotides. RefSeq lists its product as uncharacterized. NCBI's taxonomy places the organism in Eukaryota, Viridiplantae, Streptophyta, Magnoliopsida, Lamiales, Oleaceae. Bases 1 to 411 code for a protein of 136 amino acids. The transcript has a single exon. The record is from RefSeq and is a predicted model, not a curated record.
AUGGCAGAAAAGGAGGGUGGGAUAGUGAAAAAGGGGCACGAGGAAGGUCUAAAAAUGGCGAUUUCUCUUCUCGAAGAAUUCGGGCUCCCACUCGGGCUUCUCCCUCUUGCAGAGGUGAUAGAAGUGGGAUUUGUAAGGAGCACAGGUUACAUGUGGAUUGUCCAGGAGAAAAAGGUUGAACACGAAUUCAAAAUUAUAAGCAAAACGGUGAGUUAUAGCAAUGAGAUUAAUGGAUAUAUUGAGAUGAAAAAGAUCAAGAAAUUGCAUGGAGUUAAGGCUAAAGAGCUCGUGCUUUGGCCUCCAGUUAGUGAAAUCAGAGUAGACGAUCCUCCAACUGGGAAAAUCCAUUUUAGGAGUCUUGCAGGAAUUACAAAGACUUUCCCAGUUGAGGCUUUUGCUUUAGGCCAGUGA